ACAAAGCAAGCAGCAAGGGCUUGGAACACAUCACUCGAUCUUCAGUCAAGUGUGACCAGCCUCUGCCACUGCAGUGGUUAUUCUGAACCUCGGUCUUCCAUUCUGUAUUUCUGGGUCAGCGCGGCAGCAAUUCAUCCAGUUACCAUGUCACUGUCUGCGUACAAACAGAAGAUGAAAGAACUUCCUCUUUUUAACCUUCUCUGUUCCUGCUUCAACCCAGAGCCUCGUAAUAAAACUCUCUAUAAGUUUGAAGACCCCGUUGACCUGAACUGGUGCUUCAUAUCUGACAUGGAGGUGAAGGAGCUGAACAAGAGAGCGUCAGGCCUGUCCUUCGAAGUCAUCCUGAAACCACCGUCAUUUGAGGGAGUCCCAGAAUUCCACACUGCCUUGCCAAAGAAACGGGAUCCUUCCCUCGAGGAGAUCCAGAAAAAACUUGAGGCUGCUGAAGAGAGACGGAAGUGUCAGGAAGCAGAGUUACUGAAGCACCUGGCAGAAAAGAGGGAACACGAGCGAGAUGUGAUCCAGAAAGCUAUCGAGGAGAACAACAAUUUCAUCAAGAUGGCGAAGGAGAAACUGGAGCUGCGGAACGAGAUCCAGAAGGAAAACCGUGAAGCUCACCUGGCGGCCAUGCUGGAUCGACUGCAGGAGAAGGACAGGCGUGCAGAGGUGGUCCGAGAAAACAAAAGACUCCGAGCCAGUGCAGCGCAGUUGAGGAUCCUGAAUUAGGAUCGGCUCUGGGCCCCUCUGGGUUUUUACUGUAAAUAGUCGAUUGAAAUAAAGAGCGCAGCUGGCUUUAUAGGGAGAGGAAACACCAUCGGCAGCGAGCGUGAACUGAAAUGUUAACUCCAUUCUUUAAUCCAGAGCAGUCUGGGUCUGGUCGUGUCUCACUAUCCGUCUUCACUCUGUUACUGUGAGUCUCACUGACAGAGCCAGCUCUGAUUGCUGAAAGUUCGAUUCUCAGCUCACAGGCAGUCAGGGAUGUUGGCAUUGCUCGUGAUACUCCCACUCUGAGAAUGAAUCAAACCAAUGUAUGAUCAGCUUUGGUCACUGUCUGUCAUCUCGUCUGUCUGAUUCCUGAAUAAUAUUUCACACAAUGAUUGGAAA
Messenger RNA from Hemiscyllium ocellatum (epaulette shark), 1104 nucleotides. RefSeq names its product stathmin-4-like. Lineage: Eukaryota; Metazoa; Chordata; Chondrichthyes; Orectolobiformes; Hemiscylliidae. The coding region runs from base 145 to 726 and encodes 193 amino acids. The transcript is spliced from 6 exons. Gene Ontology annotation, biological process: microtubule depolymerization; neuron projection development; regulation of microtubule polymerization or depolymerization. Gene Ontology annotation, cellular component: neuron projection; cytoplasm. The record is from RefSeq and is a predicted model, not a curated record. Gene Ontology annotation, molecular function: tubulin binding.